AUGGACAAGCCCCUCAACUCGCCGCUCCUCAUCGAGCCCAUCGGCCGCCCCACAAAGCUCUCCCCAGCCGCCACCUUCUCCCACCUCCAAAACUUCCUCGUCGCCCUCCCACCUUCCCCCUCGCGCACCCAGCUCGAGCGCCUGGCCGACGCGCUCGGCGUCGAGACCGGCGCCAUUGCCCCGUCCGAGGGCGAGCGGCGCGAGGCAGAGCGCAUUGCUGCGCGUAACGCCGCCAGGGCCGAGCGCAGGGCCAAGCGCGAGGCAGAGCGGAUCGCUGCCGAGGCCGAGGAGGCUGCCAAGCUUGAGCAGCAGCUCGAGGAGGAUGACGAGGAGGAGGAGGAGGAUGGAGAGGCGUUUGAGGGCGAUGAGACCAUGGGCGACAUCGAGUACGGCGAUGUCCCCGAUGACGAGGACGAGCCCGAUAACCGCGAGGGCAAGGACGCCGAGGACGACGAGUAG
Messenger RNA from Apiotrichum porosum, 459 nucleotides. RefSeq lists its product as uncharacterized. The record is from RefSeq and is a predicted model, not a curated record. NCBI's taxonomy places the organism in Eukaryota, Fungi, Basidiomycota, Tremellomycetes, Trichosporonales, Trichosporonaceae. Bases 1 to 459 code for a protein of 152 amino acids. The transcript has a single exon.